Homo sapiens (human) is the source of this 3967-nucleotide messenger RNA. It is a transcript of the gene SLC35B3, whose product is annotated as solute carrier family 35 member B3. Gene Ontology annotation, biological process: 3'-phospho-5'-adenylyl sulfate transmembrane transport; transmembrane transport. Lineage: Eukaryota; Metazoa; Chordata; Mammalia; Primates; Hominidae. The transcript is spliced from 11 exons. The record is from RefSeq and is a predicted model, not a curated record. The coding region runs from base 648 to 1853 and encodes 401 amino acids. Gene Ontology annotation, cellular component: Golgi membrane.
ACAUAGGCGGAAGUGGCCUGCGGGCGCCGGAGUUGAGAGUGCUUUCCGGGGAGGCGACCGCCGCGGUGGAAAGUGCAGGAGUGGGCGAGGAGGAGGAGGAAGAGGAGGUGAUGGCGACGGACCAGGGGAGGGGGAGAUGCUCCGUCUAGCUCAGACGCCACGCAGGCUGCCGUCACCCUUCCGGGUGACAUACCGGCCUUGGGGUACGCGUGCCUUCGGGGCCUUUCCUGUGUUUGGGACCCAGAUCUCCUCUCCUCCAGAAAACCUUGACACUGCCCAUCUUCCUCAUCCAGAAGGAGCGUUCGAGGAAUGGAUGAGGUCGGGAUGGAAGAAACGGGUGAUUCCCUUUUUUGAAAGAGCGGAAACCGGCCGGGCGGUUUCCAGGGAGGAGCAUCUGUUCCUCCUCGCCCGUUUUUCGCCCUCGGGCUGGCGAGAACUCCCUCAGGUCCCAAUCCGUGGACUCGCAGGGGUGAGGUGACCUCAAGGGGUCUUUUACGCUGUUCUCGGGGUCUCUGGAGAACUGUCAGUCACCUGGAUACCUCUAGACUGUAUUUACAGUUAACUGUUUCCUCGUUCCGUGUUUAUUAAAUAGGGGCACUCCAAGGCCAUGAUUGAUUCCGGAGCGCAGUUAAUCAAGGCAUAAUGGCAUGGACUUGACACAGCAAGCAAAAGACAUACAGAACAUAACAGUCCAGGAAACCAACAAAAAUAACUCUGAAAGCAUUGAAUGCAGCAAAAUAACAAUGGAUCUCAAGUUCAACAAUUCCAGGAAAUAUAUUUCUAUCACUGUGCCAUCCAAAACCCAAACAAUGUCACCACACAUCAAGUCAGUUGACGACGUUGUGGUACUUGGCAUGAAUCUCAGCAAGUUUAACAAACUUACUCAGUUUUUCAUAUGUGUUGCUGGAGUUUUUGUAUUUUACCUAAUUUAUGGGUAUUUACAGGAAUUAAUAUUUUCAGUGGAGGGUUUUAAGUCCUGUGGCUGGUACCUUACCUUAGUGCAGUUUGCCUUUUACUCCAUAUUUGGCCUAAUAGAACUUCAGCUUAUUCAGGACAAAAGGAGGAGAAUACCAGGAAAAACCUACAUGAUAAUAGCUUUUCUAACUGUGGGUACUAUGGGGUUAUCAAACACUUCCUUGGGCUACCUGAAUUACCCUACCCAAGUCAUCUUCAAGUGCUGCAAAUUGAUUCCUGUUAUGCUAGGAGGAGUUUUUAUUCAAGGAAAGCGUUAUAAUGUUGCAGAUGUGUCUGCUGCCAUAUGUAUGAGCCUUGGCCUGAUAUGGUUUACCCUCGCUGACAGCACAACUGCACCAAAUUUCAACCUGACGGGUGUGGUGCUUAUUUCCCUGGCACUAUGUGCAGAUGCCGUCAUUGGAAAUGUUCAAGAGAAAGCUAUGAAACUUCAUAAUGCUUCUAAUUCUGAAAUGGUAUUGUAUUCGUAUUCAAUUGGUUUUGUAUACAUUUUACUGGGAUUGACAUGCACUAGUGGAUUAGGCCCUGCAGUAACAUUUUGUGCAAAGAAUCCAGUUCGGACCUAUGGUUAUGCGUUCCUUUUUUCCCUCACUGGAUAUUUUGGAAUCUCCUUUGUUCUGGCUUUGAUUAAAAUUUUUGGUGCACUUAUUGCUGUAACAGUGACAACAGGAAGAAAAGCAAUGACCAUUGUACUUUCGUUUAUAUUCUUUGCUAAACCAUUCACGUUUCAGUAUGUAUGGUCUGGUUUGUUAGUUGUCCUUGGUAUAUUUCUUAAUGUUUACAGCAAAAAUAUGGAUAAAAUAAGACUACCAUCACUGUAUGAUUUGAUAAACAAAUCAGUGGAAGCAAGAAAGUCAAGGACGCUGGCACAGACUGUAUAGACAGUGAUUGUCCUAUUUAAAAUAGAAUUUUAAGGGAACAAUCAUCAAUUAAUUAACUUUCCAAAGGGACUGAUAAAAACCAAAGGAUCUGGAGGCAUUGCUAUCCCAUUUGUGGACAGAUUUCAUAUGAAGUUGUUUUGCGGUGUCAGCCUUUUCUUCAGAGCAUUUGUUUGACUGACUUCCAAAGCAAUCAAGAGAGCCACGUCUAGCAGACUUUACAAUAAAAUGUCAAUAUGAAGGACUGUAAUUCCUAGCAGUUUAUUGAGAAUUUCACUGGAAAUGGACCAUGUGUUGCAAGACUAAUUGGCUAUAAUUAUAUCCUAUCAAAGAAAUCGAUACGUAAUAGCAGAUUGUUUUAUAUUCAUUCCAUUUUGAUGGUGUUAUUUAAAUUGAUUCUCUGUUAUAAGAGUAAACUGAUGAGUUGAAGUCUGGAGAGAAUAACAUUCAUUAUAAAUAAAAUUAUUCUGUGAUCUUUUUUCAAGAUGUGUUAAUAGAAUUUUGUUAUAAAGAGAGAAAUGGAAGUUGGAGUAAGGCUUAACAUGAACUUUAAAACUUGAGUUUUCUCUGAUUUAAAAUUAUUCUUUAGAGCAGGAGCUCCCAACCACCCAGGCCGUGGACUGGUACCAGUCCGUGGCCUGUUAGGAACCAGACCACGCAACAAGAGGUGAGAGGCUGACAAGUGAGCAUUACCAUCUGAGCUCCACUUCCUGUCAGAUCAGCAGCAGCGUUAGAUUCUCAUAGCAGCGGGAACCCUGUUAUGAACCGCAUAUGCAAGGGGUUUGGGUUGUACACUCCUUUUGAGAAUCUAAUGCCUGAUGAUCUGAAGUGGAACAGUUUCAUAGUUUUAUCCUGAAACCAUCCCCUGUCCCAGUCCAUGGAAAAAUUGUCUUCCACGAAACUAGUCCCUACUGCCAAAAGGGUUGGGGACCACUGAUUUAGAGAAGACAUGCUUUAAGUUUUAUGUAGAAUAUAGGCAAGGUAGUAAAAACAGACAUCAUUCUGCAUCAUGUAAGUAUGUGUAGUAAGAAAAAUUUGCUACAGUUUGCCCAAGUAAUCCCAAAGGAAUCAUGAUUGGAUUUUUUUUAAUUGAAGAAAAAGUAAUUGAUGUCUCAAAAUUAUAAUAAAAUAAUUAUAAAAUUAUCCUAGUUUUUUCCAUAAAAGUAAGAUUUAAUUUGGAAGUUUGAGGACAAAAUAGGAUAAAUUUAAGAAACACAAGUAGAGUUAGCAAAUUUGGACAAUAUUUUCCGCCUUAGCACAUUCAGGCUGCUAUAUAAAAUACCAUAAGUGGGUAGCUCAUAAACAAUGGAAAUUUAUUUCCCACAGUUCUGAUGUCUGGAAGUCCAAGAUGGAGGUGCUGGCAGAUUUGGUGAGAGCCUGCUUUCUGGUUCACAGAAGGAGCCUUCUCAUUAUGUCCUUAUAUGAUGAAGGGCCAAACAAGCUCCCUUGGGUGCUAAUCCCAUUUUCAAGGACUCUGCCCUCAUGACCUUAUCACCUCCCAAAAGGCCCCACCACUUAAUACAAUCACUUUGGGAGUUAGGAUUUCAACAAAUGAAUCUCAGGGGGACACAAACAUUCAGACCAUAGGAAUGUUGCAUGCAUAGUUUUGAGUCUAAAUUCAAAGAUUUGGGCACUUAUUUUUAGCAGUGAUUUUUAGAAUUGCUUCUAUUGUAUUUUUUAAAAAUACUGUUAUUCUUCGUUUUCAAUAUAAAUAAUACUGGUUUAAAAAGCUUAGUGCUCUUGGGGACACUGUUUAUAUUUUGUGAGUAUAAUAUACUUGGAAUAGUUAAUCUCAUUCUUAAAAUUCCAUUGUAUUCUGAUGGCUAUUUAAUCUGUUAUGUGCAUAUGCAGGUACAACAGAGCCUGUAUCAUGGAGGGGUCCAGCAUGAGGAAUUCGGACUGGUUUUCAUUUGCCCAUUUGCUGAAAUACAGCCAUUGUUUUUUCCCAAGUGGUAAUCAUUUAAAAUUUUUCCUGGCUUAAGAUAGACGGGAUCUUAAUGCAUACUUCAUUAUGCUGCCUUAAACUUUUAAGAAGAAAAGGAUUUGUACUUGAAAGAAAAACUUGUCAACUUUCUCAAAUCUUUGAUAAAAUAUAAAUUUGACUUAUCAAAGCCUUA